UAAGCAAAAUAUUAUGACUAAUCGGCUAUAAGUGACCCAUCGAGUAAUUUCAAUUGUUACUGCAAUUAAGUUGGAGAAACAUGUCACGAUAUUACUGCGGCUACAACCCGCCACCUUCCAACUUUAAAACUUUCUUUCCGGAAAAAUAUAAAGACAGACUGAAACGUCUUCCCGACUUGGGAAAAAUGCGAAAAUCUUGGGAAAUCAACAAACGAUUCACACUCAUAAUGCUUCAUGUGUUUGCCGAUGAUAUUCGAGUUUUGGAGAAAUGGAUGGAUAUGGUCUACCAACUAGCUGCCCCUGGGGAACUGCAAGGAGAGAUGGACUUUUACGUGGACGAUAUGUGGCAGUCGUAUAUUUUCAAUGAGGACAACUUUGAAUUUUUCCGUAACGACGACGACUUUUCCGUAGAUUCAUAUCCACUGAUUUACGUUGUGAGUCCGACCGGACAAGUUCAUUUCUUUGGCGACUUCCGUGGACCAAAACUGCCUGAUGUAGAAACUCUAAGAAAUUUCUGCCACGAAGUGAAGGGUGGGACCAUUAGGGAACUCUCAUAUAGAGAUCCCAAAGUCGAAGAUAUAAACUUGGACAGCUGGAACGAAGUUAUAUACACAUCCGAUGAAGAUAUAGCCCUUUGUCUUUACGACUCCCUGAAAAAUGGCACGGAGGUAAAUAAUAGUCUAAUGAAGAAUCUGGAUCAGUUAGGUGAUAAACUAAAACAGGAGUCAGUCAAGCUGUAUAAGAUGGAUAUAUCUGGAGUUAGUGUCCCCAAAAAGUUUACCGUAGAAUCUACGCCUGCCUUCUUUGUUCUGCAAGCAGCCCAAAAACAUAAUCCCCAACGAUGCAAAUAUGAAUUGGGAGUAUGGAGUAUGCUGAGAUUUGUAUGUGAAAAUUCCACUGAGGAGCUGAGUUAUUAUAACCGUAGAGGACAUCUGAGACUCCAUGCGAAUUUACUAGUCCAUAUAAAUGAUUUUUUUGACUUAAGCAAUAACAAACACGGUUAUUUCAUGUGAUGAAUUCGGAUUCCAUUUAUGUAUUUAACUUAUAUUUAGUAAAUUUCGGUGUUACUAUGAUAAGUUAACAUGCAAAAUCUUAAUAUAAUUAAAUAUUAAAGACAAAUUUAA
This is a messenger RNA of Drosophila eugracilis, 1124 nucleotides long. RefSeq lists its product as uncharacterized. Bases 81 to 1013 code for a protein of 310 amino acids. NCBI's taxonomy places the organism in Eukaryota, Metazoa, Arthropoda, Insecta, Diptera, Drosophilidae. The record is from RefSeq and is a predicted model, not a curated record. The transcript has a single exon.